Molecule: messenger RNA, 297 nt
Organism: Pochonia chlamydosporia 170
Lineage: Eukaryota; Fungi; Ascomycota; Sordariomycetes; Hypocreales; Clavicipitaceae
Exons: 1
Coding region: 1-297 (98 amino acids)
Source: RefSeq, a predicted model, not a curated record
AUGGUGAGUGACAAAAUUGGUCGAGUGGCCUUGAGUUUGACGCUGACUUUACACGAAAUGCGAUUACACAAUAUGAUGGACAGCCUGUGUGAAGAACGAAGUGAUGACGAGAAAUGCAAACCGACCGUCGUCGAGGCAGAGGAUGAGUCCAUCUUGUUAGCUCAGUAUGGCGUGGAGAGAAGAUCUGAUGGAUUUAUUUAUUGGAGACGAGAUUCCUCGCAUCAUCCGCGAAACUGGUCAAGCACUCGAAAGUUGUUCGAUACAUCGGUUAUUGUUCUUUUGGAGUUUUACACGUGA